This is a messenger RNA of Temnothorax curvispinosus, 381 nucleotides long. Its product is annotated as protein MNN4-like. NCBI's taxonomy places the organism in Eukaryota, Metazoa, Arthropoda, Insecta, Hymenoptera, Formicidae. The record is from RefSeq and is a predicted model, not a curated record. The coding region runs from base 1 to 381 and encodes 126 amino acids. The transcript has 2 exons.
AUGGAUAAAGAGAAGGAAAUAGAAUCAGAAAGUGCACAACAGGGAGAUAAAGGAAAGAAGGGGGAAGGCGAAGGCGAGAAGAAAGCGAGAGGCAGACCAACGAAGGCGGAGGAGUUAGCCAAAUUGAGAAGAACGGACAGUACAGGAUCGGUCAAGGAAUUCUUUCAGAAGAAUAAGAAAGAAAAGAAGAAGGAUAAAGAAGGGCUAAGCAUGAUGAACGAGAGAAGGAGGGAAGAGAUACAAGAAAGAAGACAGGAAAGGUCCAAGGAGAUAGAAGAAAAGCGGAACACACCAGAAGAAACCAGAAAGGACGAAGAAAGUAUAAAGGAGGUAGAUGAGGAAAAUAUUAGAGGAAACAGAAUAAGGGAAGUCGAGGGAUAA